AGAAUGGGAUUGGCCGUUCCCAUUUUCCUUCGCGGUGAUCCGGCAGAAACGUGCCGCUCAGUCGCAAUCCAUGUUGGACCCUCAUAGUCCACGCCUAGCUGCCUCUGGUCUUGGGUUUGAGUCAUAGCGUCAAUCCGAUGGCCAUUGCCUUUCUCAGCACUGUGAUCGCUGCGGCGACAGCAGUCAGAAGGGCAGCCCAGAGCACCAUUAUCUGAUCCCAAAUGACAGCGAAGAGCGGGCACGAACACCCACACUGCCGGAUGACAAAGAGUACCACUGAGCUCGAACCAGCGGAUACUGAGCCACGCCUUCGGCCCCAGAGCCUAUGCGACGUCGCCUCCAGUCGUGGGGUUGAUCCACAACUGAGGUCCGCCAGCUGCCGCCUCGCGCAACACCCUGAUCACCAUGACGACAGCGAUCCAGCGAGUGACGGAGAACGCCAUCCUCUCGUUCCAGAAGACAGAGAGCAGGAUGACGAUGGCACCCCCGCCCUCCAAAACCGUCGAGCUGCGUCCAGAUCGACCAGUGAGAAGACAAUGCAGCAGCAGAGCAACCUGGCUCUGGCGACAGAAGCUUCGCCGGUGAAGUCUGGGGGGAUCGUCACCCCCGGCACUGGGGCGACGCGUCGGAAACAUGCGUCGUUCGGCCGCGACGUAAAGCAAGGCUCUGGAACAACGAGAGCUAGUACCACCGAAUUGCCCGACGUGAAGAAGGUCGACCUUCAGCAGAACCCCGGUCGUUAUCGACGGCGGCGUCAUUGCGAUACUGAUGGCAAGGAGGAGUGCUUUCUUAGUGUGGAAAGUGGCGUGAAGCAAGGCAAAGAUGGGGAUGUCAUUCAGCUGCCACAAGGGAAGCGCCGCAAGGCACGUCUUCGCAAAAACUCCCUAUCGCUACAGGCUCAACAACCACCACCAACCCAAGGUCCAAAGCGCCGCCAAAGACAGCACAGGAAUUCCAGGCCGCAAUCUUCAGGGGUGUCGACUUUGGAAGAGGGGGCACUUGAAGCCGAUUUCGCAAGCUUUGAGGAAUGGCCACUUGAAGCGGUCCUCAAGCGCGUUCGGGUGGGCGGGGCAGCGACGUUUCAGGUGGAGUUCACGUGGAAUCUUUGUACGAAUCAUGGCACGAAUCCAUGGCCAAUAUGACCGUGUAUUCGAAAUCCUAUGGUGCAAGUCACUAGGAGGAAGGUAUUUCUUGACGGCACGUGCCCUCUCUUCAAGAGUUACCCCAUCGACUGAGAAGGUUCAAGGCGACGAGUAUUAUAACGUCGAGGAGAUUUUGAGUGAAGACAGGGAGAAAAGGGAUUGGAGUACCUGGUCAAGUGGGCUGGGUAUGGGAAGAAGUACAAUUCUUAGGAACCCACUACCCAUUUCGAGGAAUAUCCUGAGGUACUAGAGGAAUUCCACCAGAAGGUGAGAUUGUCCGUGGCUCCUUUGUAAAUUCUGAACCGAAUUCUACGCGGGGCGCCUUAUGAGUCGUCGGUGGAUGAAAUAGAGGAGAUAUUAUGCGUGCUUCACGUGACGUUAACACAUGAGGUUGGGCCGAAUACGUACUCUUGAGUGGGAGC
Molecule: messenger RNA, 1564 nt
Organism: Canariomyces notabilis
Lineage: Eukaryota; Fungi; Ascomycota; Sordariomycetes; Sordariales; Chaetomiaceae
Exons: 1
Coding region: 222-1142 (306 amino acids)
Source: RefSeq, a predicted model, not a curated record